UGACAGCACUGGAAUUGUCCGCUUAUUCCAAUAAUGAAUUACCUAGACGGUUUUCAAUCGCCUGUAACGAGUCACACUUCCUGUUUGAUUCUGAUAUUUGUGGUUGGAAGGAAUCGUUUCAGAUUAGGUAACGAGCAUUAGUGGUCCUGAAUUCUUGUUUCGUACAAUUGAUACACACUCAGAAUAAAUUGGUUCAGAUGGUAAUGGGUUCCUCAACACUGACGUCUUCUUCCCAAGUCUUUCUGUAUAAAUGUUGCUUUUGCCCCAUCUGGUGGCAGUGGGGUGAUUGGUUUUGCCAGAAGGAAGCCAUUUGAGAGAGAGAGAGAGAGGGAGAGAGAGAGGGGGGAAUUUUAUGAUCAUGGAUAGACAAUCUGUUAAGAAACCUCUUCUGAGCCGAGUUGCUGAUGAUGUCAAGAAGACACAUUUCUAUGUGUCAUUGGCCAAGUGGAUUCUCAAGUUCAUCAUAUGGGUCAUUUUCAUUGCAUGGGUUGCUCUUAUUUUCCUGUUUCCAGCACAAUUUGUUAAUCAAUUGUUCGAGAAAUAUAUACAAACCACAAGGGGUACUGUUUUUGGGAUUACAGGAAGCAUAUUCAUGUUGUUCAGUGGUCCAAUUCUUGUUAUUGCCUUCCUUGCCAUAGUUUAUCUUCUCAUUACUGCGAAAGAGGAGCUUCCCGAGAAGAAGGCUUCAAAAAAUCCAAGUUUCCGCUUGUGGACUUUCCCUGUUCUUGUUGAUGGGCCCUUUGGAGUUGUUUCUGCUACCGAAUUUAUUGGGAUUCUCCUCUUUGUCGUGUACGUUAUAUGGGCUGUAUAUGCAUAUACCGUGCAGAUACUCAGCUCUGUCUCUCAGUUCCCAUUUACUUUUGAACAGAAGAGGCAUGUUGGUGAUUUCAUUUUCAGCAUAUCUGCUGGAGGAAUAUUUCUAUUUAUACUUGAUCGUUUUCUGAGAUUCUGCCAGUCACGGAAGACUGUUGAUAUAAUUUCAGCCAAGUGCCUUCCGUGUGGAACAGUGGAAUUGGUCCUUUCAAAACCUGCAAGUCUGCGGUACAAUGCCCUCAGUUUUAUUUUCCUGCAAGUUCGGGAAUUAUCUUGGCUCCAGUGGCAUCCUUUCAGUGUUUCAUCUAGUCCUCUGGAUGGUAAAUAUCAUCUUUCCAUUCUCAUAAAAGUUCUUGGGGAAUGGACUGCAAAGCUCAAAGGGAAUAUCUUAAAUAGUUCCGAUGCUGAGCUGCAGAAAGAGGAAGAUGAGGACGAUCUCUUGCCUCAAACACUGAUGACAGCUUCAGUAGAGGGGCCUUAUGGGCAUGAAGUACCUUAUCACUUGAUGUAUGAAAACCUUAUUUUGGUAGCAGGUGGCAUUGGGAUUUCACCAUUUCUGGCUGUCUUGAGUGAUAUUCUCCAUAGUUUAAGGGAAGGAAAACGCUGCCUACUUCAGAACAUCUUGAUUGUUUGGGCUGUGAAAAGAUCGAACGAACUUUCUCUUGUUUCAACCAUUGACAUGGAGUCAAUCUGUCCAAUGUUCUCAAAUAGACUAAAUCUUGAGAUUAGCAUAUAUGUCACUCGAGAGUCAGAACCUCCUCUGGAAGAGGGUAACGAUAACAAGGCUAUGAACGCACCUUUCUGCUCUGCAUCAGAUAGAUGCAGUAUGUCUGUUUUGGUUGGUACAGGAAAUAGUAUAUGGUCUGGACUAUAUGUUAUUUCAUCUACAAUAGGAUUAGUUAUCUUAAUGGGUUUAGUGGAUAUAUUCUACAUAAACCCUUUUAGCAUAUCUUCAUGGUGGUACAAAGGUCUUCUUUUCAUAAUUUGCAUGCUUGCAAGUGUCUUUGUCGUUGGGGGUCUUGUGGUAGGUCUAUGGCAUCUUUGGGAAAGGAAAAAUGCAAGCAGGGAGGAAGGGGAGGAUGAUAGGGUAAAGGUUGGCAAAAUGCAGCAUAAUUCAAAUGUAGCUCACAAGGAUUCAGGUCAGAACACUCUACCGAGUUCAGCCCAAACUUACUAUGGUUCAAGACCAGACUUCAAAGAGAUUUUUGGGAAUAUAUCUGAGAAAUGGGGCCGCGUUGAUGUUGGUGUCAUUGUGUGUGGUCCUCCGACUCUUCAGUCAAGUGUUGCUAAAGAAAUUAGGUCACAGAGUCUUAGGAGACAACGGCAUGAUCCAAUCUUCCAUUUCAACAGCCACAGCUUUGAUCUGUAGUCACCACCUUCAUUUAUCUUCUCCUUGGUGUAAUCAGUUAAGCUUUGUAGACCCAAAUAUGGCAAGUUGAGAUGUAUAUUCAUUACUAGAUAUAUAUAUAUAUAUAUAUGUAUAUAGAUAUAUGAAUGUAUAUAUGCAGAUAUAUGAAUGUAUAUAUGUAUAAAGUAUAUUUAUGUGCAUAAAUAUUGUUAUGUAUUAAAACGAAUGCAUAUAUGUAUGAGUAUGUUCUUGUUGAUAAAUACUGGUUGGGAUUCCUCA
Molecule: messenger RNA, 2440 nt
Organism: Carya illinoinensis
Lineage: Eukaryota; Viridiplantae; Streptophyta; Magnoliopsida; Fagales; Juglandaceae
Product: ferric reduction oxidase 7, chloroplastic-like
Cellular component (GO): plasma membrane
Molecular function (GO): oxidoreductase activity
Source: RefSeq, a predicted model, not a curated record